ACUUUCCUUCAGCUGCGGGAUGAGCAUCUUAUAGCGCUGCACAGGAUCGAAGUCCUGUUGCUGUUGCUGCAAAAGCCCGCUCUGGGCAGGUCCCACAAGCUGUGUUGGUGGUUGUGGCUGCUGCUGGGGACCAGAGCCACCGGCCGAACCCGGACCUGACACACUAGUGGCAGAGGAAGCCGCGGAAGCCUGCUGCUGGGAUGCAGCCAUCUUCCUCGCUUCGCGCGCGGGAAGUGCGUCAGAAGCGCGUCUUCCCGGUUUCUUUUUAGCUUCUUCGUCUCUAGGCCCCGUUUGCUGAUUAGCUCCGCCUCCCAGAAAAUUUAACCAAUGGGAGGAAAGAACCCACCCUCCAACUCGACUCUCAAAUCCGACGUCUAGACUGAGAUACCGAUUCACCAAUCACAAGAGGUUUCCCUGCCUUGCUCCGCCCUUUGCCCAGACGCUCGCCAGUCCGGGUGUGGUUCCAAUCAGACUCUAUUUCCCAGAAGGCCUCGCCGCCUGAGGCGACCUGCGGUCCUUAGAGCAUUGGCGGCAGUUGGUGGUUCUGGAGCUGUGAGUCAGUCCCUGGCGUUGUUUGCGCGUUUACCUGAGUACUACGUAGUACUCCAGUGUUGCGGGAACUCUUCUCACCAGCCCACCUCACUCCGACCCUAUCCCCGAGGAGAACGGUGUCAACCCGAGCCCUGCCUCGGAUUGGGCGUGCGCCGAAGUCGGCACGCCUUUUACCGUGGCUCUCUGAGGCUCUUGUCAGGACUUCUCUCGCGUCGUCGCCAUGGCGCCCACUAUCCAGACCCAGGCCCAGCGCGAGGAUGGCCACAGGCCCAAUUCUCAUCGGACUCUGCCUGAGAGGUCUGGAGUGGUCUGCCGAGUCAAGUACUGCAAUAGCCUCCCUGACAUCCCCUUCGACCCCAAGUUCAUCACCUAUCCCUUCGACCAGAACAGGUUCGUCCAGUACAAAGCGACUUCCUUGGAGAAACAGCACAAACAUGAUCUCCUGACUGAGCCAGACCUGGGAGUUACCAUUGACCUCAUCAACCCUGAUACCUACCGCAUCGACCCCAGUGUACUCCUAGAUCCAGCUGAUGAGAAGCUUUUGGAAGAGGAGAUUCAGGCCCCCACCAGCUCCAAGAGAUCCCAGCAGCAUGCAAAGGUGGUGCCAUGGAUGCGGAAGACAGAGUACAUCUCCACGGAGUUCAAUCGUUAUGGCAUUUCCAAUGAGAAGCCUGAGGUUAAGAUUGGGGUUUCUGUGAAGCAGCAGUUCACUGAGGAAGAAAUAUACAAAGACAGGGAUAGCCAGAUCACAGCUAUUGAGAAGACUUUUGAGGAUGCCCAGAAAUCUAUCUCCCAGCAUUACAGCAAGCCCCGAGUGACACCAGUGGAGGUCAUGCCUGUCUUUCCAGAUUUUAAGAUGUGGAUCAAUCCUUGCGCUCAGGUAAUCUUUGAUUCAGACCCCGCCCCCAAGGACACAAGUGGUGCAGCUGCAUUGGAGAUGAUGUCUCAGGCCAUGAUCAGGGGCAUGAUGGAUGAGGAAGGGAACCAAUUUGUGGCUUACUUCCUGCCUGUGGAAGAAACACUGAAGAAACGAAAACGGGACCAGGAAGAGGAGAUGGAUUAUGCACCAGAUGACGUGUACGACUACAAGAUUGCUCGGGAGUACAACUGGAAUGUGAAGAACAAGGCUAGCAAGGGCUACGAGGAAAACUACUUCUUCAUCUUCCGAGAGGGUGAUGGGGUUUACUACAAUGAGUUGGAGACCAGGGUCCGCCUGAGUAAGCGCCGAGCCAAGGCAGGGGUUCAGUCGGGUACCAAUGCCCUGCUUGUGGUCAAACACCGGGACAUGAAUGAGAAGGAACUAGAAGCCCAGGAGGCACGGAAGGCCCAGCUGGAGAACCACGAACCCGAGGAGGAAGAAGAGGAGGAAAUGGAGACGGAAGAGAAAGAAGCUGGGGGCUCAGAUGAGGAACGAGAGAAGGGCAGCAGCAGUGAGAAGGAAGGCAGCGAGGAUGAGCGCUCAGGCAGUGAGAGUGAACGGGAGGAGGGUGACAGGGACGAGGCGAGUGACAAGAGUGGCAGCGGUGAGGAGGAAAGCAGUGAGGAUGAGGCCCGGGCUGCCAGGGACAAAGAGGAGAUCUUCGGCAGUGAUGCUGAUUCGGAGGACGACGCUGACUCUGAUGAUGAGGACAGAGGACGGGCCCACGGCAGUGACAAUGAUUCAGACAGUGGCAGCGAUGGGGCUGGCCAGCGGAGCCGGAGCGCCAGUCCCUUCCCCAGUGGCAGCGAGCAUUCUGCUCAGGAGGAUGGCAGUGAAGCCGCAGCUUCUGAUUCCAGUGAAGCUGAAAGUGACAGUGACUGAGUCCCAGGGCCUUCAGGGCUGGUGCAGAUACCGUUAUUUCGUGCAGGAAGGCACUUUUCGAGUGGUCUCUUUGUGAGCCUUUUGCUUUGUUCCCCUCUCCUCCAAACCUCUGCUGUUAAUAAAGCCAACUUCUCUUUA
Messenger RNA from Balaenoptera ricei (Rice's whale), 2491 nucleotides. RefSeq names its product PAF1 homolog, Paf1/RNA polymerase II complex component (gene PAF1). Gene Ontology annotation, biological process: transcription elongation by RNA polymerase II. Gene Ontology annotation, cellular component: Cdc73/Paf1 complex. The transcript is spliced from 14 exons. Gene Ontology annotation, molecular function: chromatin binding; RNA polymerase II complex binding. NCBI's taxonomy places the organism in Eukaryota, Metazoa, Chordata, Mammalia, Artiodactyla, Balaenopteridae. The record is from RefSeq and is a predicted model, not a curated record. The coding region runs from base 773 to 2353 and encodes 526 amino acids.